UUCCUGUGUUUACUGGUUUCCAAAACACUCGCACCUGUUGCAGACUGGCCAAAUCCUUUAAUGGCAUUUUAUCAGAGUAAUUACCCAGGAGGAGGUGGAGGUUAUGGUGGUUAUGGUGGGGGUGGCUAUGGAGGAGGACCCCCACCACCACCAGGAGGAGGAUAUGGUAAUGCAGCAUACCCAGGAGGAGGAUAUGGUGGGGGGUAUGGAGGGGCCUAUAAUGUCAAUGCUUCUCCAUAUGGAGGAUUUGGAGUAGGAGGAUACCUAACUGGAUCUGCUCCACCCCCUGGAGGACAACAUGGUUAUACAGGUGGUUAUACCAAUAGCAAUGGAUAUGGUAAUUUCACGGCUGCCAUGGGUUGUCAGCAAACGUAUGCUGGUCAUCAACAGGUAGCUCCACCUCCAGCCCCUCCCAGUGUUUACCAAAAUGGGAUUGACCAACAAAUGGCAUCAAUGCACCAAGGGAUGCAGCAGUUGAUGAGACAACAAGCUGAAAUGGAGUUCCGUGCCCAAGAGAAGGAAAAUAGGGGAAGAAGGAGAAGGAGGAAGAAAAGGAGAGACGAUGAGGAAGAGGAGGAUGAAGAAGAGGAUGAAGAAGAUGAAGAAGAAGAUAGUGGACCCAGAGAAGAGGACAUUAAGGAGAGAGUAAAGGCAUUUUAUAUAGCCGAGUUAUUGAGACGUAUCGAUAGAUCUGGUACAUUAGAUGUCACAAGUGGAACAAUAGUAGGAUACCCCUACUAUACAAAGGAUGAUCCUGUGUUAGAAUUCAACACAAAGAAAAAUGGAUAUGAAUUUGAUCCAGAUAAACCACUAAAAUGGGACCCAGAGCUUGAUUGUGAAUAUUUGAGAGAAGCCCUCAAAGGAUGGGGUACAAAUGAAGAUGCCAUCAUCCAUGUUAUUACAACCAGAUGUAAUGCUCAGAGACAAGAACUGAAGAAAGCAUUCAAAACAUCGUACGGAAGGGAUUUGAUCAAAGAUUUGAAAGGAGAUCUAUCAUUUAACUUUGAGACAGCAGUGUUAGCCUUAUUUGUUCCACCUGCAGAGUAUGAUGCUUGGGCCAUUAAGGAAGCUAUUUAUGGUCCAGGUACAGAUGAAAGAGCUUUGAUGGAAAUACUUCUUACUAGAACCAACCCACAGAUACAGGCAAUCAGAGAUUGUUAUAAUAAUGUUGCCAGUCCAAAUUCCAAAAAAAAAGAAGGUCUGAUUGAUAAAGAUAUUGAAGAUGACUGCAGUGGGGACUUCAAAAGACUUCUGGUUUCUGCUGCUCAGGGUAACAGAUCUCACAUUUCAGAAGAGAAACUAAAGAAUGCAGUAGAAGAACUGAUGUCAGAUGGCAAUCCAACAGGAAUGUUUGAGGUCAAUUUUGAUAAGUUGUGUGAUAUCAAUAGAGCCAAGGCUGAUGCUAAAAAUCUCUUCAAAGCAGGAGAAGACAAAUGGGGAACUGAUGAAGAAACUUUUGUUCGAAUCUUUGCCUGUAGAGAUUAUUACCAGCUUAGGGCUACAUACAAUGAAUAUGUGAAGAUCACUCAAAGAGAUAUUGAAAAUUCUGUUAGCCGUGAAACAUCAGGGGACUUUGAAAGAGGACUUCUAUCUAUUGUGAAAAAUAUUAAGUGUCGUCCAAGGUUCUUUGCAGAUGAAUUAACAUCUUCAAUGAAAGGUCUAGGAACCAAGGACAAUCGUCUGAUCAGAAUUAUUGUAUCCAGAAGUGAGAUUGAUAUGGUUCAGAUCAAAAAGCAUUUCUUGGAAAAUAACAAGCAGACUUUAUGGAAAUGGUUGAAGGAUGACUGCUCUGGUGACUACAAAAAAUUACUGCAGGCUAUUGUUGGCAAAGAUUAACACUAAAUAUUAGUAGUUUGAUAGACAUAUUAUGUUGUGUUCUUUAUUGUUUUCUUGGCAAUUAUCCAACAAUAUAUCUUCUCUUUUGCAUAUAACAUUUUUUUUUUAUUGAAUUUGAUUUCCUGAUAAAUAAUUUUUAAAAUCUAUAUAUUUUUAAGGCAGUGAAUUUUUAAAACCAGCCUACUAGAGUCUAAGUUCUAACAAGUUUUGCUUGGCAUAAAUACAGCAUAUUCAUUUUUUUUUUGUAUAGUAGACUUAGGAUACUUUCAUUUAUAUUGCAGAUACGCAUAGAUUCAUAUGUCAGUGUCUUAUUGAAUAAAAUCUAGCAUACAAAAUUAGUUCAGUCACAUUGUACAAUGAUAUCUGUGCAAUAAAAUGGAAAAGAUUAUUUCUCUGUUAUAUUUGCUUUUUUAUUUGAUAUUCCGUCCAUGUUGUUAUCUUUAAACAUUCCCUCCAUGCAUCUAUAAUAAAAAAAAAGAGACAAUAAAUCUACGGAUACACAGUAUACUUUCUGUAUUUAUACAUAUGAUUGUACAUUCCGUCCAUGUGUACUAUAAUUUUAUUGCAUUUAAUUGAUUUAUCUCCCUUUAACAUAUAUAAUUCUCACCUUUUUAUUAUACCUCUAUGGAAUAUUGUACUUCCUGUUUCUCAUAUUAUAGGUUCUUUAUUUAGAUACGUUAAUGUGAUAUGUUUAACUGUGAUACUUUUUUGUGAUAUAAAUAGUAGCAUUAUUUUUUUUAACUUUAUUUUACUAACACUCUCAUUUCAUGUUGUGUUGUAUCUGAUCGAUGUAGGUCUAUGAUGAAUCAAAUUAAAAAAGAAGAAUAACAUUUUAUAUAAAGUUUCACCUCACGUUUACUAGCAAUAGUUUGAUAACAAAAUGUGUUAAUAAUUUACAAAAUAUAUCAAUUGUUAAAAUGAAUCUUUAUAUUAAAGGUCUAAGUUAGCUUCUUAUGCAGGUGGACAAUUUUCAUUUCAGCAAAAUAUGUGAUUGCUAAGAAAAUUAAUUACUGUUUGGUUCAUGAUUUAGAUUGUGGGUUGAUCUUGUUAAACUUUUGAUUUAACUUGAGGAAUCUUUGCCUUUUAAAUUAAUUCAAUACACUCGCUACAUUUUCGAUACUUAAAAUCUUUGUAAAUACUUUGAAUGACGAAUUUGUAAUAUUGCAUUUGAAGAAGGGUACAUUAAUUCAUUUUAAAACUGAUUGUUCUUUACAAUUAAUACUUGAUUUAUAAAUGAGAGUUGAAAAUUAUUUUACAUUUGACAUAUUAAAAUAGAUCUACACAU
Messenger RNA from Mytilus californianus (California mussel), 3121 nucleotides. Its product is annotated as annexin A7-like. Bases 61 to 1836 code for a protein of 591 amino acids. The record is from RefSeq and is a predicted model, not a curated record. NCBI's taxonomy places the organism in Eukaryota, Metazoa, Mollusca, Bivalvia, Mytilida, Mytilidae. Gene Ontology annotation, molecular function: calcium ion binding; calcium-dependent phospholipid binding. Gene Ontology annotation, cellular component: cytoplasm. The transcript has 16 exons.